Molecule: messenger RNA, 1478 nt
Organism: Ictalurus furcatus (blue catfish)
Lineage: Eukaryota; Metazoa; Chordata; Actinopteri; Siluriformes; Ictaluridae
Gene: wbp2nl
Product: WBP2 N-terminal like
Exons: 8
Coding region: 65-814 (249 amino acids)
Biological process (GO): positive regulation of DNA-templated transcription
Cellular component (GO): nucleus
Molecular function (GO): chromatin DNA binding; transcription coactivator activity
Source: RefSeq, a predicted model, not a curated record
GCCGCUCGCGCAGCAGGGUGUCUGUAUAAAGCGGCGGUCUCUCAGAGACAGGAGCAGAGAGAAGAUGGCGCUGAACAGAAACCAUUCUCCUCAAGGAGGAGUGCUCAUCGACAACAGUGAGAGUGUGCUGAGAGACUGUAAGACUGUGGAGCUCUCCUUCAGUGAUGCCACACAGCAGAGUGACCUGUUCAAGGGGACCAAGAAGGGCAGUGUGUACCUCACACCUUACAGGAUGGUGUUUGUGAGCAGUAAUAUGAAGGAGAAGUUCUGCUCCUUCAUGUUCCCGUAUUACCUGAUAAAGAACUGCAGCAUUGAACAGCCUGUGUUUUCUGCCAACUACAUCCAGGGCAUCAUCAAAGCAGAACCUGGUGGUGGAUGGGAAGGUCAGGCUAAUUUUAAGUUGUCAUUCCCCAAUGGAGGCGCCAUCGAGCUUGGACAGCACCUCUUUAAACUGGCCUCCAAUGCAUCUCGUGCCCCCCCACAGAGUGGAGCGAAUGUUUUUGCCCCGGCAGGCUACAUGAACGGCUAUGCAAGUCCAGCGAUGCCUCAACCCUGCUACAACCCUUACCCUUACCCACCUGCUGCUCCAGGCAUGUAUCCCACAGUUCCACCCUACAUGGCUCCACCUCCUCCAUACCCUGGACCUCCUCAGAACUGGAACCCUCCUCCAGUUGUUCCUGGUAAUGCUAAAGCAACCGAGGCAGCUGGCAGUGCUUACUACAAUCCCACCAACCCACACAACGUCUACAUGCCAAUGGAUCAGCCUCCUCCAUACUUUCCUCCUCAGAACCAGCCAGAAAAGAAGAACAACUAAAACCCCACCCCUUCCUGUGAAGUCACAUGGCAGCACGGUUAUGACAUCACAGGAUUUCUCAGAUUGACUUGUACUGGAUAUUAGAACCCGGGCAAAUCUUAUAAAUACAUGUAUUGUAUCUCUCCCUUUCGUGUGUGUGCGCGUGCGUGCGCGCAUGUGGUGGGACAGAGUGAUGGAAGGAGUGUGUGUGUGUUAUGUUUAUAACCAGCAGUUUUUCUAAUUCAGCUUUUCUGCACCUUCUUGCUGUUUUUAAUCAGAAAUGUUUUAGUUUAUUAACGAGCAUUUAAGAAACUGUCAAACGCUUCUUUUCAGCUGUUGUGUUAGAUUUGCUGCUUAGUGACUUGUUUCCAUGGCUACAGCAUUAAUACAGAUUUAUUCACAACCGUUGAUUAAAGUCCCUGUUUACUUGGGCAGCGUGGUGUGUGUGAGGUGUGUAGCAAUCCUAUAGCACAGAUACACAAUCGUAUUAACUUUAAAGGAUUUACUAUGAAUAUUAUUGCUGUGUGUGUUUCUGUUUCGAUUAUCACAGUAAGAUGUAUUGACUCUCACUCUCUCACACACAUGGUUUUCCUUUGUUCACGAUUCCUUUCUCUUAUUUGCAGCUGCUGGAUUAAAAUUAUAUUGGUGAAUAACUCUAAAUAAAUAUCUUAGUUUCUGCAGUGUG